AUGGGCAACAACGGCCAGUUCCAGUACCUCCAGAUGGAAGGCGUGCUGGGCCCGCCGCUGGGCCCAGGGAUGGGCGGCCAGCAGCCGCAGCCCAUGCAGCAGAUCGUCAUCCAGCCCAACGGAGGCCAGGCCAUGAUGAUGCCGCAGAUGGUGAUGGUCGUGCAGUCUCCCACCGGCGGCAUGAUGAUACCCCAGAUGCAGCCCAUGCAGCCCAUGCAGCAGCAGGUGAUGCUCGUCGGGCAGAGCCCCGUCGGCCAGGAGAUGAGCCCGGCACUCGGGGGCUGCGGCGCCGUGGCCGGCGAGCAGUGCGCGGACGGCGGCGAGGGGCAGGUGCCCCUGCUGGCGGACCUCGGCAAGCACGAGGGCAGCGACGUGGACUCGACCGACACCCCGACGACGGGCCUCUCGGAGUGA
Prorocentrum cordatum is the source of this 414-nucleotide messenger RNA. NCBI's taxonomy places the organism in Eukaryota, Dinophyceae, Prorocentrales, Prorocentraceae. The record is from the annotation of a GenBank genome assembly.